UGCAAGAGGAAGUUUUGUUUCUCACUCGGUACAGUUUGGUUAAAUAUUCUCGGAACUAUUUGCAGGGUAAUAUCUGCCAGCAGAACAUAGGAUAAAUGAUACUGUGAGCACAGAGUGGCUGCUCGCGCCUCUUUUGUGGUUUGUACGGCUUUCUGUAGCCUCGUUAGCUACGGUGCUAAUCCCUCAGCGGCGUAACAUGACGCCAUGGAGGAACGACAGCUGAAGAGAAAGAGUCCCAGGACCUCCACCAACUCGGCCGCUCCUACGGGAGGCUCUAGCCGUAAGAACAGCGCUUCCUCCAGUGGAAGGCAUGUCGGUUACAGCCACAGCACGGGGACUCACUCCGGUCAGAGGGGCAAGAGUUCGGGAUAAAUCCAGGUACCAGGCGAGCUCGAGGGGCAGAGCCCAUCAGAAUCCGAGCCAGGCGCUGCCCACCAUCCAGCAUUCGUUCCUGACUGAUGUAUCAGACGUCCAGAAGAUGGAGAAAGGCCUCCUCAGUCUCCUCAAUGACUUCCACUCAGGGAAACUCCAAGCAUUUGGCAAUGAAUGCUCUAUUGACCAGAUGGAGCAUGUGAGAGAGAUGCAGGAGAAGCUGGCCUGUUUGCACUUUGACCUUUAUGGUGAGGUGGAUGAAAUGCCUGAAGACCAGAGGAAAACAGCAUCUGACACCAACAUGGAGAAGUUGCUUCUGAAUCUUGAGGAGCUGAGUUCUUCCAUCCAGAAACUAAAUCUAACGGACAACCAAGAAACCCUGAGAAAUGCCAGCGUGGAUGUCAUCUCGUCUCAAGUGGAACAGUGAUACAUCUUGUUGACAUUAUUUGUCUAAUGUAUGCUGAGGUUACAGUGAAGCUGAACACCAGCACUCCCUGUGUGUGCAGGAGCAGUGGACGUGUCAUCAGGUAACCAUCGGGGAUGCACUAGUGCCUUAAUUUCACCACUGACAACAAUGUCCUACAGUAAAUUCAGUG
This is a messenger RNA of Thalassophryne amazonica, 968 nucleotides long. RefSeq names its product coiled-coil domain containing 28A (gene ccdc28a). NCBI's taxonomy places the organism in Eukaryota, Metazoa, Chordata, Actinopteri, Batrachoidiformes, Batrachoididae. The transcript is spliced from 5 exons. The coding region runs from base 311 to 799 and encodes 162 amino acids. The record is from RefSeq and is a predicted model, not a curated record.